Chionomys nivalis (European snow vole) is the source of this 3264-nucleotide messenger RNA. RefSeq names its product cholinergic receptor muscarinic 5 (gene Chrm5). The transcript has 2 exons. Gene Ontology annotation, biological process: gastric acid secretion; adenylate cyclase-inhibiting G protein-coupled acetylcholine receptor signaling pathway; chemical synaptic transmission. Gene Ontology annotation, molecular function: G protein-coupled serotonin receptor activity; G protein-coupled acetylcholine receptor activity. The record is from RefSeq and is a predicted model, not a curated record. Bases 669 to 2261 code for a protein of 530 amino acids. NCBI's taxonomy places the organism in Eukaryota, Metazoa, Chordata, Mammalia, Rodentia, Cricetidae. Gene Ontology annotation, cellular component: dendrite; plasma membrane; synapse.
ACGAUAAAGCUGCUCUUCCUUUCGGAUUUUCCCCUCACCACUCAGAAACCACUAGAGCGACGUGUUAACAGAAGCACCGGGGAGAGAGGAAAUUCUUCACCUCUGCAGACAGGAGGCUGAGGACGGAAAGUUGUCCGGGAGAAAGCCAAGGGAAACAGAAGGUGCUACGGAACAUCCGUGCUUCUGGAAAACACACCAGCGUUAAAGCAGCGUGACUUGGGGACGUUUGCAAUUCUGAAUUACAGGUGAGCACAACUUUUCCAGUGCAUGAACCAUCUGCAGGAGUAAGCAGGAUUUCUCACAGCCGAGAGAGCCAAGAAUUUUUAAUAAGUUCUGAGCACUGUGGUCAGAUCAACUGCUGUUAUUUGAUAAAGGCAAAAUUCACCCUUUGAUUUCCAUAAUCCUAUCCAAAUGGAGUCUUUGCCUUGCUGUGAGCUGUCCUAACUAACAGCACGGGAUUAGCGGGCCUCGGAGAUGCUGCAAGAAAUAAGACACAUGGGUGAAAGAGAUCACCACAGCACAGUCGACGAGGCAUUUGGAGUAUGAGAGCUUAUCGCUCCUUACUGAGCUUCAGCCAACUGCUACCAGAUACUGGUGGGGACGAGUGGAGGCAGAACUGAGCAGCUCCAAACCUCAGACUAAAUCCGAAAGCAACUUCCUGAACCAGGAUGGAGGGGGAAUCUUACCACAAUGAAACCACGGUCAACGGCACCCCAGUAAAUCACCAGGCUUUGGAACGCCAUGGGCUUUGGGAAGUCAUCACUAUUGCAGCGGUGACGGCUGUGGUCAGCCUGAUGACCAUUGUGGGCAAUGUCUUGGUUAUGAUCUCCUUCAAAGUCAACAGUCAGCUCAAGACGGUAAACAACUAUUACCUGCUCAGCUUGGCCUGCGCGGACCUCAUCAUUGGGGUCUUCUCCAUGAACCUCUACACGACCUACAUCCUCAUGGGUCGCUGGGUUCUCGGGAGUCUGGCUUGUGACCUUUGGCUUGCCCUGGACUAUGUUGCCAGCAACGCUUCUGUCAUGAACCUUCUGGUGAUUAGCUUUGACCGUUACUUUUCCAUCACAAGACCACUGACAUACCGGGCCAAGCGUACCCCAAAGAGGGCGGGCAUCAUGAUCGGCUUGGCCUGGUUCAUCUCCUUCAUCCUCUGGGCGCCAGCAAUCCUCUGCUGGCAGUACUUGGUGGGCAAGCGGACAGUACCACCCGAUGAGUGCCAGAUCCAAUUCCUCUCCGAGCCCACCAUUACUUUCGGCACUGCCAUCGCUGCCUUCUACAUCCCUGUCUCCGUCAUGACCAUACUCUACUGCCGGAUCUACAGGGAAACCGAGAAGCGAACCAAGGACCUGGCUGACCUCCAGGGUUCUGAUUCUGUGGCAGAAGCCAAGAAGAGAAAGCCGGCUCACAGGACCCUGCUCAGAUCUUUCUUUAGCUGCCCUAGACCCAGCCUGGCCCAGAGGGAAAGGAAUGACUGGUCAUCCUCCCGCAGAAGAACCUCAACCACAGGAAAGCCAACCCAGGCCACAGGCCGAAGUGCUGACUGGGACAAGGCUGAGCAGCUCACUACCUGUAGCAGCUAUGCCUCCUCAGAGGAUGAGGCCAAGACCACCACUGACCCUGUCUUCCAAGUGGUCUACAAGAACCAGGCCAAGGAAAGCCCGAGGAAGGAAUUCAGCGCUGAAGAGACCACGGAAACUUUCGGGAAUGCUCAGACUGAAAACAAUGAGUAUGACACUCCCAAGUACUUCCUGUCCCCGGCUGCUGCUCAAAGACUCAAGAGUCAGAAGUGUGUUGCCUAUAAGUUCCGAUUGGUGGUAAAAGCUGAUGGGACCCAGGAGACUAACAAUGGCUGUCGCAAGGUGAAAAUCAUGCCCUGUACAUUCCCGGUGUCCAAAGACCCUUCCACGAAAGGCCUGGAUCCCAACCUCAGCCAUCAAAUGACCAAACGAAAGAGAAUGGUCCUAGUCAAAGAGAGGAAAGCAGCCCAGACCUUGAGUGCCAUCCUCCUGGCCUUCAUCAUCACGUGGACCCCUUACAACAUCAUGGUCCUGGUUUCCACCUUCUGUGACAAGUGUGUCCCUGUCACCUUGUGGCACUUGGGUUACUGGCUGUGCUACGUCAACAGCACCGUCAACCCCAUCUGCUAUGCUCUCUGCAACAGAACCUUCAGGAAGACCUUUAAGAUGCUUCUCCUCUGCCGGUGGAAAAAGAAAAAGGCAGACGAGAAACUGUACUGGCAAGGGAACAGCAAGCUACCCUGAAAAGUCAGCAACUCCCCUCGCAAGAAUCAUAACCACGGUCUGGUUUGCUUGUUUUCAAGGAUGACAUCUGCCAUUUUGAGUCCCCGAAGACAGGUCUGUGGUUGAAUGAAGAGUCACACACACAGCAACGACUGCCACGGGAAGUGAGUCUUGUCUAUUACCAAGACCACCAGAUGCCACUAGAGUCUGCCGGUGGAACAGAGGGACAGACUCAGGGCCCUGCUCUGGAAGUACAUUUGAGUCUUAGCGGACAAUGAUUUUGGGAACUGAUCUGUGCAGAACAGGAGGGACCAGAUGGAAAUCUUCCCCUGUGGCAUUCUGUCAUAGACUGUUGUGGAAUGUGUAUGUGUCUGUGUGAAGUUGUCUUAUACCAGUGAGAAUCGGAGAAUGUAGGCCACUGUCGCCUCUGGAUAAGAAUGAUAUUCAACUGGCUUCUAAGAAUACCACUCGUUGUAAUUUAAUCAGCACUUAUUAUGCAGCUAACACGUGUUUUGUACUGUGGCAUGUUUUUCUGUUCAUAUGUAGAACGAUGCUCUCACUCCCCCUUUCAUAGCUAUGACAACGCCUGUACCCAGUGAAACCAUGGUGAUUCCCACAGACCAUCAGUUUCUCAGCAUCCUGAAUCAAGAAGGGUGCUGAUGUUGGCACACUUGCACACUUCUUGGUCUCCUAAAGGGGCUUCUAUUCUGCUACUAAUGAUGAUCAAGUUUCCGUGCCGUUAUUUUUGUGUUUUACCAGUGAGGUAAUUAUUUCUCUAAACAAAUAUUGUGUAUCAUUUUUGGUGCCCAUUUGGAGUCAUUUACUAAAUAUGCCAUAUUCCCAGGAGAAACUGAUUGUAUAACAGCCCUAUGCAGUAAGGAUCCUCUCCAGGAUAUUGAAUGUUGGGUCUUUUAUGUUGUUUUCAGGGGAAUUGCUUUCUAAUCUCUUCUCAGGACAGCUCAGACACAAAACAUGGAAAACAAAUAUGAUUCCUUCUAUGCUUUGACAUUUAAGAGUUUUUGAA